Marmota flaviventris (yellow-bellied marmot) is the source of this 749-nucleotide messenger RNA. RefSeq names its product superoxide dismutase 3 (gene Sod3). Gene Ontology annotation, molecular function: copper ion binding. The record is from RefSeq and is a predicted model, not a curated record. NCBI's taxonomy places the organism in Eukaryota, Metazoa, Chordata, Mammalia, Rodentia, Sciuridae. Gene Ontology annotation, biological process: superoxide metabolic process.
GACCCCGGCCAUGCUGGCCCGGCUGUGCUGCUGCCUGCUCCUGGCGGCCCGUCUCUCGGACACCUGGAAUGUCCCGGAGUCCGCGGGGCCCGGCUCCGACGUGGCAGAGCAGAUCCGCGACAUGUACGCCAAAGUGCUGGAGAUCUGGCAGGAGGUCGCGCAGCGGCGGCCGGCGGCCGGCGGGCCAGACGCGGCGCUCCACGCCAUCUGCCGGGUGCAGCCGUCCGCCUCGCUGGACGCCGCGCAGCCGCGGGUGAGCGGCCUGGUCCUCUUCCGGCAGCCGGCGCCGGGCGCCAAGCUCGAGGCCUUCUUCGACCUGGAGGGCUUCCCGGCCGAGCCCAACAGCUCCAUCCGCGCCAUCCACGUGCACCAGUUCGGGGACCUGAGCCAGGGCUGCGAGUCCACCGGGCCGCACUACAACCCGCUCGGGGCGCCGCACCCGCGGCACCCGGGCGACUUCGGCAACUUCGCCGUGCGCGACGGCCGCCUCUGGAAGUACCGCGCCGGCCUGGCCGCCUCGCUCGCCGGCCCGCACUCCAUCAUGGGUCGCGCCGUGGUGGUCCACGCGGGCGAGGACGACCUGGGCCGCGGCGGCAACCAGGCCAGCGUGGAGAACGGCAACGCCGGCCGCCGGCUUGCCUGCUGCGUGGUGGGCGCCAGCGGCCCCGCGCCCUGGGCGCGCCUGGCGCAGGAGCACGCGGAGCGCAGGAAGCGGAGGCGCGAAAGCGAGUGCAAGGCCGACUGAGCGC